Jaminaea rosea is the source of this 1659-nucleotide messenger RNA. Its product is annotated as putative phosphoenolpyruvate carboxykinase. The transcript is spliced from 5 exons. The coding region runs from base 1 to 1659 and encodes 552 amino acids. Gene Ontology annotation, cellular component: cytosol. The record is from RefSeq and is a predicted model, not a curated record. Gene Ontology annotation, biological process: gluconeogenesis. Lineage: Eukaryota; Fungi; Basidiomycota; Exobasidiomycetes; Microstromatales. Gene Ontology annotation, molecular function: ATP binding; phosphoenolpyruvate carboxykinase (ATP) activity.
AUGACUAGUCCUGGCAACCAUCACGAUGAGCUGCCCAACUCGGCCAACCCCGAGUACUCGCUCCUCAAGCGCGAGGGUCUCCAGCUCUUCUCCGAAGCUGGCUUCGACAUGGACAAGAUCCACCUGAAGCGCAACGCCUCUGUCGCCGCUCUGUACGAAGAUGCCAUCUCGAAGGAGGGAGCCGUCAUUGCAUCAAACGGCGCCCUGAUCAACUUCUCUGGCAAGAAGACCGGUCGCUCUCCCAAGGACAAGCGAAUUGUCUACGAGGAGACCUCCAAGGACCACGUCUGGUGGGGUCCCGUCAACAUCAAGAUGGACGAGCACACCUUCGAGAUCAACCGCGAGCGUGCCAUCGACUAUCUUAACACCCGCGAGGACAUUUACGUCUUCGACGGUUUCGCUGGCUGGGAACCCAAGUACCGCAUCAAGGUCCGAGUCAUCUGCGCCCGUGCCUACCACGCCCUCUUUAUGCACAACAUGCUUAUCCGCCCCACUCGCGAGGAGCUCGAGAACUUUGGCGAGCCCGACUUCAUCAUCUACAACGCCGGCCAGUUCCCUGCCAACCGUUUCACCGCCGGAAUGACUUCGUCGACUUCCGUUGAGAUCAACUUCAAGCGUCGCGAGAUGGUCAUCCUCGGUACCGAGUACGCUGGAGAGAUGAAGAAGGGAGUCUUCUCGGUCAUGCACUACCUGCAGCCCGUCAAGUUCGGCCAGCUCUCCCUCCACUCGUCCGCUAACGAGGGCAAGGACGGCGAUGUCAGUCUCUUCUUCGGUCUCUCUGGUACCGGCAAGACGACGCUUUCUGCCGACCCUCAGCGACACCUGAUUGGUGACGACGAGCACGUCUGGUCGGAUAAUGGUGUUUUCAACAUCGAGGGCGGCUGCUACGCCAAGUGCAUUGGCCUCAGCAAGGAGAAUGAGCCCGAGAUCUUCAACGCUAUCCAGUUCGGCUCCAUCCUCGAGAACGUCUCGUACGACAAGAGCUCGCGCAUUCCCGACUACAACGACUCGAAGCUCACCGAGAACACGCGAUGUGCGUACGCCAUCGAGAAGAUCCCCAACGCCAAGAUCCCCUGCAUCGGUGGCCACCCAAAGAACAUCAUCUUCCUCACCUGCGACGCGUACGGCGUGCUCCCGCCUAUCUCAAAGCUGUCUGAGGCUCAAGCUCAGUACCACUUCAUCCUUGGAUACACCAGCAAAACGCCUGGAACAGAGACGGGCGUAACUGAGCCCUCUCCCACCUUCUCCACCUGCUACGGCCAGCCGUUCAUUGUGCUUGCGCCUCGUGUGUAUGCUCGUAUGUUGGCUGAACGCAUGGAGAAGUACAAGGCCAACUGCUGGCUCAUCAACACCGGCUGGGCUGGCGGCAAGUUCGGCAAGGGCAAGCGUUGCCCGCUCAAGUACACUCGCGCCAUCAUCAAUGCGAUUCACUCGGGCGAGCUGGCCCAGGCCGAGUUCGAGAAGUUCGAGACGUUCAACCUUCAGAUUCCCAAGAAGGUCACCGGAGUUCCUUCGGAGCUUCUCCACAGCAGGACGGCGUGGAACGACGACAAGGGCUUCAAUGCGGAGCUCACCAAGCUCGCUGGCAUGUUCAAGGAGGCUUUCACCAAGUACGAGGACGACGUUGACGCGGACGUCAAGGCGGCUGGUCCUGAAUAA